Molecule: messenger RNA, 3009 nt
Organism: Aedes aegypti (yellow fever mosquito)
Lineage: Eukaryota; Metazoa; Arthropoda; Insecta; Diptera; Culicidae
Exons: 3
Coding region: 16-1482 (488 amino acids)
Source: RefSeq, a predicted model, not a curated record
AGUCAAAGCAAUCAGAUGAAAAUUUCACUGCUCAUUUUUGAAACUCACUUCGCACCGCAGGUUGUGAUCACGUACCACUUUACUAACAGUUUAGAAGUAGUGUGUAGUGAGAGCUCGCGGGUCGUCUUAUUCUGUCCUGAACUUGCCAACAUGGCGUUAAACAUCGCUGUUCCGCUGACGACCGUUGGAGAUCUGAUGGAAGGCUUCGGGCUACUGUCGCCGAUUUCACCGCUCAGUGUGGACUGCCGUGCUGUUACGACUACCGGAAGCCACGGUAAGAAGCAGCUGGUCUCACCCGUUGGCAGCGAAUCGAGUGGCGUCAGCUCUCUGGAUUCUGAUGAGAUUAAGAAACCGUCCUCGCCACCAACUACACCAACGGAGGAAGUGGAGAGGCCAUCGACUAGUUCUCCAUUGCCACCGUCUGAGGCGACCGAACCGGAAACGACUAUCGUAACGGAUGCUACCGAAGCAAAAUCGUCCAGCUGUUCGUCGACACGUUCGUCGCUUUCGUCAACGGAUAGUAUCAGCAGCAGCGAUGGCAGCAGCUCGGAUGAAUUUGCUGCUACCCUAACGCAAGAUGAUCUGUCAGAACCAGAACCCACGAUUCCAAAAGUGGUCAAAGUCGAAAUCGGUGGCCGCAAUGUACUGAAUCUUCUGGACAACUUGACCUCGCCGGAUCACUUCCGUUUGCAAUUCGCUCAGCUGCCGGAGAAUGAUAAUAUUCAUUUCUUUCUGGACAAUCGUUCCCAGUACCAUCGUUUGGGAGCGAAUGGCCACAUUCAGGAAUACACGAUGGUAAAGUGUAAAUGUUGUGAUUUUCGAUAUCCGGUCAAUGGAACCUCACCGACAAAUGGAGGAACUACGGCAAGCAUGGGACAGGCCAACUUGGCCACAAUUUUCCAGCAACAGACACAACAUCAGCAGCCUCAGCAGCAACAACCGUUCCAGUGGAACAGCUUCAACAAUUACGAUAGUAUUUCAAAUAAGAAUAAGGUGGGCGUUAACGUUGCGGUCAGUGCAUUUAACAAAACAUUCGGUGGUAGCAGCAAUAGCAGUCAGUAUUUCCGGAGCCACAUUGCCGCUAGUCUUGGAAGGGAUUCCAACCGCACCAACAACAACAAUAACAGUGGCGGCAAUUUUCUCAACAGCACCAGCACGUACAAUAACCAUAAAGCAUAUCAGCAAGGCUUCGGUUCAUCAAACAACAACGGCAGCAGCAAAUUCAAUUCACAAUAUGGAAACUAUCAAUUCCAGCAGCAACAACAACAGCAGUCGCAGCAUUCGCAAAUGUUCUCCAAGAAUCAACAGAUGCGCUAUGGCAGUGGCAAUAGCAACGGUUCGAGCGCAUACAACGCUUCCCCAGCGCUCGCUGCUGCCGCUGCUGCUUUGGCAAACUAUAACAUGCCGAGCGCCAACAGUUACAAUGGCAAGUUCAACAAUCACCAUAACAUGUUAACGUACUACAAGGCUAUGAUGAACUGAAGAGUAUCCAGGAGAGGAGAACGUUAUUCCAGUACACCGAGAAAGUAAUCGGUGUCGUAGUUCGAUGAUUGUGAAACGAUUGUUAAUAUUCAGCACCACAUUGUGUCUCCUUCAUCGUCGUCUUCAUUUUGUCGUCAUAUCGUUGGACGUGCGUGGAAGUUGGGUGGCCACCCCCUGUGUGUUCGGGCGAAUUGUAGUUCCUUUUGAGCCUGACAAAUCCUUCCAAAAUAUCAGCGUAUAAGAGAUAAAAGAAACAUCGUGACCAGCCAAAUCAAAACUAACGAAUGAGGAAUGGAACGAGAGGUUGCUAAUCAGAACAUCAAAAUUAAAGUUUUUUUUUUACUUCAGGAUAGUUAAUGCAAGCAAGCAAAAUCCGUUGUAAUUAUUUUACAUACAAACAUACAAGCUUACAUAUAUAUAUUUUAGAAUAAUUGACCUUGCAUAAGAAAUCAAUGUUGAAUUUUAGUUAUUUAUUAUUAAUAUCAAUGUCGAUUGUAUUUCCAAGCAAAAUCCUAACUAGAUCGAGCUCCUUAAAAAGUUAGAUCCGAUUUACCUGUGCUAUCAAUUAGUAUUUUAUCAUGCAUCUAGAGAUGGACUCCCAAAAGCAAGCAAACAUAGAGAAUAAAUCGAUCGAUUGUCGUCCUAUUUUUACUGGAAAUAUGAUGAUAGAGAAUUUAUACUACUAGACAGAGGAAAGGAUCUCAUAGUCAAUCAGUUGGAUUAAGACCGAAACACUACAAACAAACGUGUUGCGUUUGGAAUUUGUGUAUCAAGUAGAUUGAAGUGGAACAGAUAGUGGGUGUGCGGUAUUCAAUGGUUUAAGACGGUGAUGCUAGUGGAAAAUUGAAUUAUAUAUAAUAUUGAAUAUAAUUUACUAUAAACUACUUCUUACACAAAUUCCAAAAAUAGCACACGAACCAAGAAAUGUAGGUUAAAAUUUAAGGCACAGCCUUUAGUAUAUAAAGACCGAACGCAAUGUCUCCAUCCCGUGUCUUUUUGCGCUUUAUUAUAAAAUAUCAUUCUUGAAUGUGCGAUUUUUAGUCAUGUAGGCAAAAGCAGAAAAGAUGAAUAAAGAAAAACUUUUAUCACUAAAAUCCCACAGCCAAACAAAAGCAAAUGUGUGUGUGCUGAUUAGUUUUGAAGCAAAACGAUGCACCUUUUAAUUUGAGAUCUUGUCGGAAAUCAACCAUCAUCAAGUCACAUUGGCUGCCCAAACAAAUUAUGAAUGUACCUAGUAUAAUAAUUGUUAGUUUCUUUGUCCACCGUUUCCCCCACACCAAAAACCAUUCGAGGGAACGUGCACACACAUACCCGCAGGAGAAAAUUCUGCUUGAGAAGCAGAACAGUGAGAUUUCAGCUUACUUGCCAUUUUCAGGGACUUUAGUAAAAGAACAUAGAAGUGUUUCAAACAUAGAUACAAAACGAAAAGCAAGCAGUGAAAUGACAAAAUGCCAAAAUCUAAUAGUUUUAACGAAAUUAUGUUUUACUUUUUGAUAUGUAUUAGUCGGGAAAGUAAAGUUAGAGAAA